This is a messenger RNA of Eutrema salsugineum, 804 nucleotides long. Its product is annotated as NDR1/HIN1-like protein 6. The record is from RefSeq and is a predicted model, not a curated record. Gene Ontology annotation, cellular component: plasma membrane. The transcript has a single exon. NCBI's taxonomy places the organism in Eukaryota, Viridiplantae, Streptophyta, Magnoliopsida, Brassicales, Brassicaceae. Bases 1 to 804 code for a protein of 267 amino acids.
AUGGGAGAUAAUCAACAGAGAGUUUAUCCGGUUCUUCAAAUGGAAGCCAACAAAACGAAAACAUCACCAGCUCGUGGAAAGACAGGACACCUUCCAAUACAGCAGCCAAUUCCGCCUCCUAUGAUGGCCAACAAUACAGAAACAUCACUAGCUCGCGGCAAGACAGAGCAGCUUCCUAUACAACGACCAAUUUUGCCUCCUCUAAUGGUGCGUAAUAAGAAGCAAAAUCUAUGCUGUAAAUGCUUCUGUUGGGCCCUAAGCCUUCUAAUCACUGCCUUUAUCGCAUUAGCAGUUGCAAUUGCAGUUAUAUACUUUGUUUUCCACCCUAAACUCCCACAGUACGAGGUCAACAGUUUACGCGUUACCAACCUUGGAAUCAAUCUAGACCUCUCUCUCUCCGCGUUAUUCAAAGUCGAGAUCACAGCUCGUAAUCCCAACAAAAAAAUCGGGAUUUACUACAAGAACGGAGGCCGUAUCGGUGUGUGGUACACCAAGAUAAAGCUAUGUGAAGGUCCCAUACCAAAAUUUUAUCAUGGACAUCACAAUGUGACUAAGCUAAAUGUGGAUCUAACUGGAAGAGCACAAUACGGAAACAGUAUCUUGUCUGCAUUGCAACAGCAGCAACAAACAGGACAUGUCCCGUUAGAUCUCAAAGUGGAUGCACCUGUUGCCAUCAAACUAGGGAAUUUGAAGCUAAAGAAGAUUCAGAUAUUGGGAAAAUGCAAGCUUGUUGUUGAUAGUUUAUCAACAAACAAUAGAAUAAAUAUCAAAGCAAGUGAUUGCAGUUUUAAGCUUAAACUUUGA